Molecule: messenger RNA, 2520 nt
Organism: Cuscuta epithymum
Lineage: Eukaryota; Viridiplantae; Streptophyta; Magnoliopsida; Solanales; Convolvulaceae
Source: the annotation of a GenBank genome assembly
AAAGUUGAAGAAGGGAAAAAAUAGAAAACCAGACUCCUUCACCUUUUCGUUAUUUACAAAGUCGCCCUAAGUCAAAGCCCCAGUCCUCAAUGGACUUUUCAACCGCAGAGAGCGGCGGCGCGUCUCUCCCGUCAAGUGGAACCGAUGCCCAGAAGCGGCGCGUGUCGUAUUUCUACGAGCCUACAAUCGGAGACUACUACUACGGACAAGGUCAUCCCAUGAAACCUCACCGUAUCCGUAUGGCCCACAACCUUGUGGUCCAUUACUCCCUCCAUCGCCGUAUGGAGAUCAGUCGCCCUUUUCCUGCAGAUGCUUCGGACAUUCGCCGCUUUCACUCUACGGACUACGUCGACUUUCUAGCUUCUGUCAGUCCCGAGUCACUCCAUGACCAUACACACGCUCGCCAUCUCAAGCGCUUCAAUGUCGGGGAAGACUGCCCGGUCUUCGACGGGAUUUUCAAGUUCUGCCAAGCUUCAGCCGGUGGUUCCAUCGGCGCCGCCGUGAAGCUUAACAGACAGGACGCCGAUAUAGCCAUCAACUGGGCGGGUGGCUUGCACCAUGCCAAGAAGAGUGAGGCCUCCGGCUUCUGCUACGUUAACGACAUUGUUUUAGGCAUUCUUGAGCUUCUCAAGUACCACAGGCGCGUACUAUACAUAGAUAUUGAUAUCCACCAUGGAGAUGGCGUUGAAGAGGCAUUUUUCACGACAGACAGGGUAAUGACAGUCUCUUUCCAUAAAUUUGGGGACUUCUUUCCGGGCACUGGGCACAUCAAAGACAUCGGUGUGGGUCACGGGAAAUACUAUGCUGUUAAUGCCCCAUUGAAUGAUGGAAUGGAUGACGAUAGCUUCCGUAGUUUGUUCCGUCCUAUAAUCCAAAAAGUUAUGGAGGUCUAUCAACCGGAUGCUGUUGUUCUUCAGUGUGGAGCAGAUUCGUUGGCGGGUGACAGGUUGGGGUGCUUCAACUUGUCUGUGAAAGGUCAUGCCGACUGUCUCCGAUUCCUUAGAUCCUUUAACGUUCCUCUAAUGGUUUUGGGUGGUGGAGGGUAUACUAUCCGGAAUGUUGCCCGCUGUUGGUGCUAUGAGACAGCAGUAGCGGUGGGGGUUGAGCCUGAUAAUAAACUGCCGUAUAAUGAAUACUACGAAUAUUUUGGUCCCGAUUAUACACUUCAUGUUGAACCAAACCCUAUGGAGAAUCAGAAUUCACCACGAGAUUUGGAGAAGAUCAGGAACAUGCUGCUCGAACAAAUAUCUGAAUUGCCACAUGCACCUAGCGUACCAUUCCAGACGACACCUUCCACAAUUGGCGUACCCGAAGAGAGAGAAGAAGACAUGGAUCAAAGGCCUAACCCUCGCAUAUGGAAUGGAAAUGAUUGUUCAUCUGAAGGGGAGGAAGAUGAAAAGCCUCGCCUGCGAAGGAGUUCUGAUUCAAAUGCCACUCCCAAUGAAAACUCUAACUUGAGAGACUUCUUUGGCGAUAAAGAUAUGAUUGAUGCUGAUAGUUAGAGGGCCGCUGACAAUUGUGUGGUAGCUGAAAAAACGUUGCCAGCUGACCAUCAAGUUUGAGAAACGACAAAUAGCAGUAAUUAUUUAAGUAAAUAGGUAAAAAUGUGACCCUUGGCUGGCUCACAGAUUUAAAUAGUGUCGCUGUAAUGUUAACGUUUUCAUUUGAGUACGUUAGAAAAGUUUAUCGUAGUUUUUUUGCUAUGCAUUCAUACUGCCAUGUUCGGACUGGUAAAAUUUGUGUAACGAAAUUGCUGAGAAAAUGUGGCUCGAAUUGGACUGAACUGAAAACGAAUUUAUACACAUAUUUUUUCUUUAAGAUGUACUCCGUACUUCAUAUGUAGUUUUCAUGCAGUCCAUAUUUUUUUAAAGUAAUGAAAAAUGUAUUUCAAAUAUGGAUAUUUUAUAUUUGGGGUAAUUUGAGUUUCACCUCAUUUUAUUGUCCAAAUUGGACUUUGCACCCUGUUUUUAAAAGUCUUUGUUUUUGCACCCCCAACCCCAUAUGAAAAGACAAAAAUGUCCUUCAUCAGGAAUAUGUUGAAGGCCAACAAAAUGGUUAAUGAAGAGGAAAAAAACAAUUUUUCUCCCUAAAAACGGGGUACAAAAACAAUGUUUUUUUAAAACGGGGCGCAAAGUCCAAUUUGCACAAUUAAAUGGGGUGCAAACUCAAAUUACCCCAAAUAUAAACUAUCCAUGUUUGAAAUACAUUUUUCAUUACUUUAAAAAAAUAUGGACUGCAUGAAAACUACAUAUGAAGUACGGAGUACAUCUUAAAGAAAAAAUAUGUGUAUACAUUCGUUUUCAGUUCAGUCCAAUUAAAGACAAUGUAAAAUUCCAAAUUGGAGUAGUAUGUUUUUUCAAAAAUAGGAGUAUGUUACUGCUAUCUUGAAAAUUUACUAUCAUAUUUUAGGAUUAUAAGGCCUUAAAUAUUGUUGUAUACCACCGUAAUUAAUACGGAGUAGUAUUUGUAAUUUUGUAUCUUUCAAGUUUCAAGCUUGCUGUAAUUCCUUUUCCUGUUGGC